Messenger RNA from Musa acuminata subsp. malaccensis (wild Malaysian banana), 1291 nucleotides. RefSeq names its product dof zinc finger protein DOF5.6. Gene Ontology annotation, molecular function: DNA-binding transcription factor activity; DNA binding. NCBI's taxonomy places the organism in Eukaryota, Viridiplantae, Streptophyta, Magnoliopsida, Zingiberales, Musaceae. Gene Ontology annotation, biological process: regulation of DNA-templated transcription. The record is from RefSeq and is a predicted model, not a curated record.
UGACCCAACCAAAGUGGUACUCUGCCCUUCCCAUUUCCUGUCACUAUCUCUCGUCUCCUUUCCUCCCCUCUCUUCCCUCCUAUAUAUAUAAAUACUUCGUUCAGCCUAGUCUCAAGACCUCUUCUUCUUCUGCUGCUGCAACAUCACUAGCUCAUCUUUUUCUUGGAUGUUCUUGAUCUUAGCCUCUCUGAUUCAUUUGCGAGAGGCUGGCUAUAAUCUCCACUCCUUCGAUGCAGAUCUUCAUGGAAUCAUCUGACUGGCUAAAGAGCGUCGUUCGCGAGGACGGCGGAAUGGACUUCUCCUCGACACCCGGGGAGCUGCUUUCAUGCUCGAGGCUGCCAGUCGGUGACAGAAGGUUGAGGCCGCAGCAGGAGCAGGCCAAGUGCCCCAGGUGUGACUCGACUCACACCAAGUUCUGCUACUACAACAACUACAGCCUCUCGCAGCCGAGGUACUUCUGCAAGGCGUGCAGGAGGUAUUGGACUAAAGGCGGAGCUCUCCGCAAUGUCCCGGUCGGCGGCGGCUGCCGAAAGAACAAGCGCCCGGCAGCCAAGAAGGCAGCCGAACCACAUCGUCAGCCGGCCUUCUCCUUGCCGGGCGCAACCGAUCUACAAUCCUCCUUCAACGGAGCGCAACCGCAACAGUUCCCCUCAUUGACUGAGAUCCCAGGCAACCUAAAUUUUGCGGAAUGCAAGUACGAUUCAGAGCUCGGGAGCUUCUCUAGCGGUCUUCAUCCCAUGCGCACCAAGUACGGAGCCAUGCAGGGGAGCUCUCAGAGCUUCGUCUUCGUGAGCGAGGGUGACAUAGGUCUCGGGGUUGCAACCCAGGGUUUCCCGUCAGAUGACAACACGCGUGAGGUGUUCAUGGAUGGAAGCCAUGCGGUACUGAUGCAGGCUUGUCAGAGGAUAGAGGACCCUUUUGGACAGAACAGGAACACAAACACGGAAUUCUUGCGCUUGCUUGGCAGGAACAGUGGUGUCCAGAUGGUGGACGUCACCCAAUGGGGUACUCCGACUGCCUCGGAUCAUGGGCCGGAAUCAUGAAUGGAUGCAGGGGGUUUCCUUUGAGUCUGUGAAAUCUUUCCUCCCAAGUGACCUCCGGUAUCUGAACAGAGAUGAAGAUGACCAUGGAGGAAAGUCCUACAAAUUUGAUGUGCGUUCCUGCCUUUUCUUGCUGAUGAUCUAGCGAGAGUUGGAAGUUUAAUAUUUAUGACUUUUAUUUCCAAAAUCAAUGAUGUUUGUGUUGGUUUGUAUUAGCGGUGUAAGUUUGGAUGGAAGCAUUAACAAACCAA